UCAUCUCUCUCCCCCUCCUGCUCUCACUCCCUCCUCUCUCUGCUCUCUCUCACUCACUGCAGUAAUGAGUCUGCAGUUAGCAGCCUGUUUUUUCUCUCUAGACCCUGUGCUAUCUCCUCACACGGUCCCAAGCUGUGCAGACCAUGCAGCAGGACAGACAGAUCCACUGGCUACUGGACGGACAGACAGACACUCCCAGAGGUAGAGGGUACGCCGGAGGGCGAUGAUCGCUUUGCUCAACGCUACUUCGUCCAGCCCCACGGGCGGGACCCAGGGGUCAGGGCAGCUGCAAAGGUCUGUCUGUGUCCUGGGAUUCAUCCCUGUCAUUUACUACAGCGCCCUCCUCUGCAUCGGAGUGCCAGUGAACAUUCUGACGGCAGUGGUCCUCUCCCGACUCGCAGCCCGCACCCAGAAGUCCUCAUACUUCUACCUGCUAGCCCUGACAGGCUCCGAUAUCCUGACCCAGCUCUUCAUCGUCUUCGUGGGCUUCUUGCUGGAGACUGCUGUUUUCCAUCGAGAGGUCCCGGAGCUGCUUCUCCACAGCAUCAGCGUGCUGGAGUUCGCCGCGAACCACGCCUCCAUCUGGUCUGCCGUAUCACUGACGGUGGAUCGCUACCUAGCGCUGUGCCACCCCCUGCGCCACCGGCAGUUCAGCUACCCGGAACGAACGCAAAAGGUCAUAGCCCUGGUCUUUGUUUUAGCACUUGCUUCUGGUGCCCCCUUCUACUGGUGGUCGGACGUCUGGAGGGUCACCCGCCCACCAACAGCAAUGGACAAGGUGCUAAUCUGGACCCACUGCACCAUUAUAUAUUUCCUGCCCUGCAGUAUCUUCCUGGUGCUCAACUCUAUUAUCAUCUACAGGCUGAAGAUUCGGCACAGGAAGCAAUGCCGUGAGCAGUGCCAACAGCCAGCCCCGAGGCGCUGCGGCAAAACCACGGCCAUCCUGCUGGCACUUACCACCGCCUUCUCAAUCCUGUGGGCGCCACGCACUUUCGUCAUCAUCUACCACCUCUACGUGUCCACGGUGAACCGCAACUGGCUCGUUCACCUGGCCUACGACCUUGCCAACAUGCUUGCCAUGCUCAACACCGCUGUCAAUUUCUUCCUGUACUGCUUCGUCAGCAAGCGUUUCCGCUCGGGCGUCCGAGACGUGCUCCUGCUGUGUGGAGGGGCCCUGCCAGCUCCCCAUCAUCCCCUGACCCUCAAACCACUUUCCAGUUCCCUGCACUCCUCCUGUGAUGGCAAGAGACUCAGCGCCCCUGACGUCACCCCUUCCCAUUUCUGACCCAGGAAUUACCACAUAGACACGGCUUUGGCAGUCCUCCAACCAUUCUGUGGGCUUUAAAGAAUGGGAAGAAAGAUAUUGAUAAAGACUUCUCAUCAAAAUGUUUGGCAAAUCAUUUUCUAUUAGUUUCUUGUUAAUAUUCCUACAGAGAUGGAUCUCUUAUUUGCUGAAGGUGUUCUAUGAGGGAAUCAAGGAAUAAUGCAACUUCACCCAAUCAAUGAAUCAUAAAGGGACCGUUCUAGUAUUUACAUUUACACUUGUUAUUGUUCCUCCAUUGCUGUAAAUAAAAAAAAAAUGAGGAGAGAUUAAUUACUACUCAGCAUUUGGGGUUAGGGGUAGGGUUAGUUAUAAACAAUUGGGGACAUUCCUAAUUGGCAUACAUGGUCAGAGUUUGAGAACGGUUCAAUUUUUACUGGUCCAGGGAACAUUUAAAUGAUUGAGUUAUAUAUAUAUAUAAAUAUUUUAGUAGUUGGCAAUUAUUUUUAUUGUUUUCUCCCCAAUUUAGUAAUGUCCAAUUAUUUUAGGUCAUCGCUACCACCCCUGCGCUGACUCGGGAGGGGCGAAGGCGAACACACGCUGUCCUCCGAAGCAUGUGCCAUUAGCAACCCGCUUUUUUACACACUGCAGACUCACCAUGCAGCCACCCAGAGCUACAGCGUCGGAGGACAACGCAGCCCUAAGCAGCUUACAGGCAAGUCCGCAUGUGCCCAGCCAGACCACAGGGGUCGCUAGUGCGAGGUGAGCCGAGAACACUCUGGCUGACCUAGCCCUCCCUCCCUCCGGGCGGCACUCGGCCAAUUGAGCGCCGCCCCCUGGGAGCUCCCGUCCUCGAUCGGCAAAGGAAUAACCUGGACUUGAACCGGCGACGUCUAGACUAUAGGGCGCAUCCUGCACUUCACGUGGCGCUCCUUUACUGGAUGCGCCACUCUGGAGCCCCUAUUGAGAAAUAUAUUUAAGUAUUUAAAGUUCACCGGAAAAAACAAAAACAAUGCAUAUUCCAGAUGCGUAUAGUAUUUAGGACCCAGUUUAAAUAGAAAGCAUGAAUUGGAAUCGUCCUUUUACAUUAGAGCAGAGCUGGACAAGGCUGGAUUGUGGGUUGAACACAGCAGAACUGUUGUGCAGAUUCAUUUUCAUAACAUGUUUCAGAAGUGUGAAUUCUACAAAGGCUGCCCUGACGAUUGGUCCUAAAGAGGAAAUGGGUUUAUAAAAGCAACCACGUCAAAAAAGAUGGGUAUUUCUUUUUUAAAUGAAGUUAUUUUUGGAACAGCACCUUCCCGAUAGAAGACACUGGCUUAUAAGCAGUAACAGACUGGGCCCGCACACUCUGGAAUGAGAAGGGAUAGAUUUCUCUUUACUUGUGAAACAGGCUUUUUAAACACUCGUCAUGAAACACACAACCAACCAUCAUUACAACAAACUGGGAACUUAGUUUAAGAGCUCUAAAAUGACCUUUAUAUUGUGUUCAUUGUGAUGUGAAAGUCCUUAUCUAGCCACAUUUUUUUGUUUUUAAUUGCCUAUUGAUAUUGUUUAUUGCAAAAGUACUACUGUUAGCAAAACUAGUACUGUAUGCUGUAUGUACCAUAGAACAUUCUCUAUUGGUUACUGGCCUCCUAUACAACCAGGUUAGAAAAAGAAAAACCACCAACCUUGGAUUUCAAUAACCUGAUGUAAUGAUGUGUGGACAAUUCCGAUGUGAUUUUCUCUUUAAGAGCACAAUUUAUUUAGCAAGGUCAACAAUACCACCUUAAAGGGUAAGAGCCACACUACCUACAGUUGUUAUACAUAUCUCUCCUCUUUUGCAUGCGUUACAUGCAUGCCAGUUGCAAUUUCCUUCAUUUUCAGAUUAGGUCUAAAGGAGCACAAUAAAUCCAGUCAUGCUAGGAUAAGUGACCUGUCUGGACCACAAAGCACAAACUGAGCUGGAAUCAAUCCUGGCAGAUUCAAGCAUGCAAACUGAAUUACAACACCUGGUGGACACAAAGCAAACUGCAGCCAGCGCUGGGGUCCCUGAAAGGGGCUGUGGUUGUAAGUAAAAAAAAUGAAUAAACUCACUCAA
Molecule: messenger RNA, 3341 nt
Organism: Acipenser ruthenus (sterlet)
Lineage: Eukaryota; Metazoa; Chordata; Actinopteri; Acipenseriformes; Acipenseridae
Product: probable G-protein coupled receptor 142
Exons: 3
Coding region: 224-1285 (353 amino acids)
Biological process (GO): G protein-coupled receptor signaling pathway
Cellular component (GO): membrane
Molecular function (GO): G protein-coupled receptor activity
Source: RefSeq, a predicted model, not a curated record